CAGACGUCAUUGCUGAAGCCAGCCAAUCUCCUCGUACUCGAACUAUUCAACCGUAGAGUAGCUCCUGCUACUGCAGUCAUCGUCCUCCAUGAGGCUGGCCGUUUCAAGCUUGGGAUGGGGCGCGGGCGGGCUGCUGCUCUUGGCGUGCGCCGUGUGGGUGCUGAACUGGGCGUGGUGGAGUCCGAGACGACAGGAACGGGCGCUCCGGUCGCAGGGACUCCAUGGAACCCCUUACCGCCUACUCCGCGGCGACCUCAAGGAGGACGCGCGGCUCCUCGCAGAGGCGCGUUCCAAGCCCAUGCCCCUUUCCCAUCACAUCAUCCCCCGCGUCGCUCCUCUGCUCCACGCCGCCAUGAACGAAUUCGGUAGAACAUCCUUUACGUGGUUCGGACCUGUACCUCGAGUGACCAUCACGGAUCCCCAAUCGAUACGGGGAAUUCUAUCGAACAAGUUUGGUCAUAUGGGACGAUCAAACAUAAGCCCUUUCAGACGACUUUUAGCUACUGGAGUUCUAAGCUACGAAGGCGAAAAGUGGGCCAAACAUAGGAGGAUUCUAAAUCCUGCUUUCCAUUUCGAGAAGUUAAAGCGAAUGCUGCCAGCGUUCUCAGUAUGUUGUAGUGAUCUGGUCAGCAGAUGGGAGAAACUGGUUGGGCAGGAGGGAUCUCGUGAGUUGGAUGUGUGGCCCGAGUUACAGAAUUUUACAGGAGAUGUCAUCUCGCGAGCAGCUUUUGGUAGCAGCUACGAAGAAGGUAGACGAAUCUUCGAGCUCCAAGCUGAGAUUGCGGAACUCAUCAUGCAAACCGGCAAAACUGCUGUGUAUGUCCCAGGUUACAGAUUUCUACCCAUACGAAAGAAUAGGAGAAUAAAAGCGAUCAGUAAAGAGGUUCGAUCACUUCUAAGGGGUAUAAUAAGGAAGAGGGAGGAGGCUAUAAAAAGGGGUGAAGCAAGCAACGAUGACCUCCUGGGCUUGUUGAUGGAGUCCAAUACAAAGCACUUGCAUGAAGGCGGGAACAAGAAUGCUGGAAUGACCAUCGAUGAAGUGGUCGAGGAAUGUAAGCUAUUCUACUUUGCAGGGCAAGAGACGACUGCUGUCUUGCUUACAUGGACGAUGGUGGUCUUGAGCAUGCAUCCCCUGUGGCAAGCAAGGGCCAGAGAGGAGGUCCUACAGGUCCUUGGGAAAGACAAGCCAGAGUUCGAUGCCUUGAGCCAUUUAAAGAUUGUGACGAUGAUACUAUACGAGGUUCUUCGGUUGUACCCACCACUGGUGCUCAUCCAGAGGAGAACAUACAAGACGGUGGAAAUCGGAAACAUAGCUUACCCACCGGGAACAUUGCUCGCAUUGCCCAUAAUCUUCAUUCACCAUGACCCAGCCUUGUGGGGAGAAGAUGCAAGCGAGUUCAAACCAGAGAGAUUCGCAGAGGGGAUCGCAAAGACAUCGAGAGAUCAGACUGCUUUCUUUCCGUUCGGCGGAGGUCCUCGUGUUUGCAUGGGUCAGAAUUUUGCGUUGCUGGAAGCAAAGAUGGGAUUGAGUACGAUUCUCCAAAGAUUUUGGUUUGAGCUCUCACCAUCGUACGCUCAUGCUCCACGCACUGUCAUGACUCUUCAACCCCAACACGGCGCUCAACUGAGGUUGCACAGACUCUGAAUCAUCUCUUCCUUGUGGCCCUGUUUUAUGUUGUCAUUUAAUGUGAAGUGGAGAGUUAUGGAACCACCUUAAUAUGAGUUGUAUAAAUAAUCUUAUCAACUAUAAA
Messenger RNA from Musa acuminata AAA Group (dessert banana), 1751 nucleotides. Its product is annotated as cytochrome P450 CYP72A616. Bases 89 to 1645 code for a protein of 518 amino acids. Lineage: Eukaryota; Viridiplantae; Streptophyta; Magnoliopsida; Zingiberales; Musaceae. The record is from RefSeq and is a predicted model, not a curated record. The transcript is spliced from 5 exons. Gene Ontology annotation, molecular function: iron ion binding; oxidoreductase activity, acting on paired donors, with incorporation or reduction of molecular oxygen; heme binding.